Messenger RNA from Rattus norvegicus (Norway rat), 2212 nucleotides. Lineage: Eukaryota; Metazoa; Chordata; Mammalia; Rodentia; Muridae. The record is from RefSeq and is a predicted model, not a curated record.
CUUAGCCGGCUCAAACGUUUCUGCGUGUUAUGUUCUGAGUUCCUCUGCUGGGUGCUGUGAGGGAGUUCAGACAAGCUCGAAACUCCAGACAUGGGUAUAGUGACCUAUGAUGAUGUGCAUGUCAACUUCACUCAGGAAGAGUGGGCUUUGCUGGAUCCUUCUCAGAAGAGUCUCUACAAAGAUGUGAUGCUGGAGACCUAUAGGAAUCUUGCUGCUAUAGGCUACGUUUGGGAACAUCUUAAUAUUGAAGAACAUUUUCAAAGUUCUAGAAGACAUGGAAGACAUGAGAGAAGUCAUACUGAAGAGCAGUCUUCUCAGUUUAUUCCAUGCGGUGAAGCCUUGGUACUUCACCGUUAUCUUCAAAUACAUAAAAGGACACACACUGGACAGAAAUCCUUUGAAUGUAACCAAUGUGGUAGAACCUUUUCAGGAAAUCGUCAUCUCCUAAGACAUAAAAGAAUACAUACUGGUGAGAAGCCCUAUAAGUGUAACCUAUGUGGUAAAGACUUCACACGACACUGUUCUCUUCAAAGACAUAAAAGAAUUCAUACAGGAGAGAAACCUUAUGAAUGUAAUCAGUGUGGUAAAGGCUUUGUAUGUCACAAUAGUCUCAAAAGACAUAAAAGAACACAUACAGGAGAGAAGCCCUAUAAAUGUAGUCAGUGUGAUAAAGCCUUUUCAUGUCCAAGUAGUCUCCUGUAUCAUAAAAGAACACAUACUGGAGAGAGACCAUAUGAAUGUAAUGAAUGCGGUAAAGCCUUUAAACGUUAUGGUCAUCUUCAUAUACAUAAAAGAACACACACUGGAGAGAAGCCCUUUGAAUGUGACCAAUGUGGUAAAACCUUUGCACGAAACAAUCAUCUCCUACAACAUAAGAGAGUACACAAUGGAGAGAAACCCUAUGAAUGCAAGCAUUGUGGUAAAGCCUUUGCAUAUUAUAAUAGUCUCCAAGUGCAUAACCGAACACAUACAGGAGAGAAACCCUAUGAGUGUAAUCAAUGUGGUAAAGCCUUUUCAUGUACAAGUGGUCUCCUGCAUCAUAAACAAAUACAUAACACACACAGGGGAGAAACCUUUUGAAUAUAAUCAAUGUGUUAAAGCCUUUCCAAACCAACCUAGUCUGCAAAUACAUAAAACAACACAUACUGGAGAGAAACUGUUUGAAUGCAACCAAUGUGGUAAAGCCGUUGCAUAUUCAUGGUCUUCUCUGAAUACAUGAAAGAAUAUCUACUGGAGAUGUAUAUUAUGAGUGCAAGCAAUGAAGCCUUUGCACAAAUCUGUAGUCAUCAUCUUGGAAGAAUCCAUACUGGAUAGAAACUCUGAAUGUAUUUAAUAUGGUGAAGCCUUUUCAAAUUCCACAAGUCUUCAUAAUCAUCAAAGAGAAACCCUAUAAAUGUAUUUAAUAUGGUGAAACCUUUGCACAUUUCUACAGUUUUCAUCAUCAUGAAAGUACUCACACUGUAGAGAAAGUCUGUGAGUGUAGCAAUGUGGAAAAGCCUAUGUGUAAUAUGGUCCUCUGUGAUCCAACACAACUCAAAACUCAUGCAAUGAAAAUGACUAGAAUUUAUAGUAGUGAAGCUGCUGCUGCUGGAUCAAGGCCAGAGAACAUACUUGAAGGCUGAACUGUGACCCUCCCAAUUCACCUCCUCACACUGAGCCACAGUGAAAACCAGAAAGGUCUGUGCCAAGUUACAGCUACAUUUCCCCACCAAACAGGAUUUAGUGAUAGGGGCUUUGUUCAUGGAGUUUACUAUGUCAUCUGAUACAGAACGUAGGUGUUACAAUCUAAUCAAUCAUAUCCACUGUUCUAUUGUGGUUAGGAACAGGCAUUAUGUUUUGAAGAGUAACAGAUGAAUAGAACAAGAAAUUAUUAGGGGCACUCAUUAUGUUUUCAGGAACAAAAAAUGCUCAAUGGAAGCUGGUCUACUAUUUGGAAGUCUCCAGCUGCCCUAGGGCCUGGGAAUUUGAACUUAGUUUCACCUUAUGAUUACAAAGAAGUUGAUAACAAAAAGGCAAUACUUAGGACAUAUUUCUUUUGCUUGUUCCCAACAUUUAUAUAUCACAGUCAUUUUGAAUACAUAAAAAAACCACAUUGGAGAGAAACCAUGCAAAUGUAAUCAAUGUGAUAAAGACUUUUCACAACACAGCUCUUUGCAAAUACAUAAAGGAACAUAUACUGGAUAGGAAUCUUAUGAAUAUACAGUUGAUUAAU